AAUAAUAUCAACAUUUGAAAGGGUGUUUUCUGUAAAAUGCUAUUGCUGAUUUCACCAAAUUUACAUGAAACGCCCGAUCUAUGUAAAUAUUACACAUUAGUCUGUGGUACGGUGAGUUGACCUGAGAAUUUUUCAUAAAAGUCCUUAUAUGGUGUGUCAAAAUAACUAACAGUCGCAUCUUGCUGCGACUUUACCAUCGACCCAAGCAGUUGUUUCUCCGUUCCCGCGAAAAUCGAAUUCGAAAAAAAAAUGAGAAUUUCCGAGCUCUCUCCGGACCGCCGGCCGAGCUCCGACGACUCCCAGCCCCUCCGCCUCCUCCUCGAAGACCUCGAGUCCUCCAUCCAAGAAGCCGAAUCCCUUUCCCCAGACGACCCCUCCUCGGGUGAGAAGCUCGUGACCAGGCUCCGGCGUUCCCUCUCCCGCCUCCCUGCCGCCCUCCCCCUCCCUGAACCCGCCAAGAUCCACAUCUGGAAGCUCAGCUACCGCCUCUGGAACGCUUGCGUCGACCUCUCGAACGCCGCCGGCUUCCGCCCCGACGGCCGCUGGAGGACCGGCCAGGCCGAACUCCGCCAGAUCGCCGCCGACCUCCUCCUCCUCGCCGGAAACCCCGCCGGGAUCCCAUCCGCCGCCUUCAAGGCUGCGUCCUUCUUCCACAAGACUGGUCAGAUCUGGCACGAACUCGGCCGGUUCGAUCUCGCCGCCGGCUGCUUCGAGAGGGCCACCGAUCUGACCUCCACGGUCCCCAUCGACGGGAUCGGCGGCGAGGAGGAGCUGAGGCUCCUCCUCGAUCUCAGUCUCGCAAGGUCAAGGACGGCGUGGGAGGUCGCUGAUCGGAAUCUCGCGAUCGCUCUCCUCAAUCGGUCCAAAAGCCUCCUCUUCGGAUCGCCUGCGGCAUUCCGAGCCCUAGCGGAGCAGUACCUCCAGUUCGGGAAGCUCGAUCUCGCCAAGAAAUCGCUGGAGGGGAAUUCCGAUGCUUCGAAGCUGCUGACGGAGGCGCUGGAUCUCUGCGAGAAGGGAAUCGCGGCCGCCAAGGGCCGCGGUGAUGGCGGAACCUUAGAUCUGGAGGAGUUGAAGGGGCGGUGCCUCCGAUUCCUGGCAGCGGAGCGUCUCCAGGUGGAGGACUACGAGGGGGUGCUGCGGUGCGUUAGGGUUCUCCGGGUAGACACGGCAGUGAGCGCCGCAGCGGCGGAGCACCCGAGCGUGGGUUUCGUGGCGAUGAGGGCGUGGCUGGGGACCGGGCGGGUGGGGGAGGCGGAGAGGGAGCUCAAGGGGAUGAUGGCGAACAAGGAGGUGCCGGAGGGCGUUUGCGUCGCCGCCGCUGAGGCGUACCUAGCGGUGGCGGGCGCGGAGGCGGCGCGGGGGGUGCUGGCGGGUCUGGUGGGACGGUGCCGGGCCGGCGCCGGUGCGGCGCUCCGGGUGGUGAAGAGGGUGGCGGAGGGUGGUGGGGGAGGGCGGGCGAAGGUGGUGGCGGAGCUGGCGGCGGACGAGAGGGUGGUGGCGCUCUUCGAGGACGCCGCGGCGACGAAGGAGCGGAACGCGAUGCACGCGGUCCUCUGGAACUGUGCAACCGAACAUUUUCGAUCAAAGGACUAUGACAUAAGCGCAGAAAUGUUUGAAAAAUCUAUGCUUUACGUCCCUCGUGAUGAGGAGACUAGAGCUCGGCGUUCAAACUGCUUCAGGGUCCUUAGCCUCUGCCACCUUGCACUCAUGCAGCUUGAUCAAGCUGAAGAAUUCAUCAAUGAAGCUGAUAAGCUUGAGCCGAAUGUGAAGUGUGCUUUUCUUAAGUUUAAGAUCUAUUUGCAAAAAAAGGAUGAGAAGGAAGCGAUCAAUCAAAUUCAAGCCAUGGUUAGCUGCAUUGACUUCAACCCAGAAUUCCUCACCCUUUCGACCCAUGAAGCCAUUGCAUGUCAGUCUCUUGCUGUAGCUGUCGCUUCAUUAUCUGUCCUCCUCAACCUCUACUCCCCAGGGAAGCCAAUGCCAAUGCCAAUGCCAGAGGUGGCAGUGCUCCGAAAUCUCAUCACCCUUCUUCAAAGGAAUCCAGAUGGGGAGAUUGAGAUCCUCAAAUACACAAGGGUUGCUGGGGCCCGAAUGACCGGGCUUGGAGUGGAAGGCUUCUUUGGGACAGGAGCUGUUGGGAGCCGUGAGCUAAACUGGUUUGCGGGGAAUUCAUGGAAUAUGGGGCUGAAGACUGGAAAGGAGAAGAAAUAUGAAGCCUGUGCCGAGUUCUUGGAGCUGGCAUCGGAGUUUUAUAGCGUAUUGAAUGAUGAGAGUAAUGGAAACCAGGUGAUGGUUUGCAAGUGUUUGAUCCUGAGUGUAGGUGCCAUGCUCAAUGUCGAGGAGCAAAAGAAGGUUACUUUGCUGGACUCUGAUAUCAAAAAGGCCAUUGAAAUGCUCGGUAGAGCAGGCAAGAUACUCCCUCUAGUCUCAUCCCGAGUACAAAUUGUCAAUGAUCAUCAUGCUGAAUAUCCCGACCUCUUCUUUCUCCACACCUACAACACCUAUCAUCUCCUGAGCAGGCUCGGCAAUGACACCCGGUCGCAGCAACUCCAACUGAUCAAGAGCUUCGCUUCGUCAAAAGUAUGCACCCCAAAUCAUCUCCUCCAGCUAGGCUUCACUGCCUUAAAAGGUGGAAGGCCCAACCUGGAGGCUGCUGAAUUUGCCCUUAACGCCUGCCUCUCUGCGCUCCUUGCAUCCCCCUCGCCUGACUAUCAUUUGAUCAGCAUUGCGCUCCGAAAGUUAGUCUGUCUUUCUGGGCUCCAAGACACUGAAGGUGGGAAAAAUGAUGGGGCCUACCGUGUUUACAGGCAGGCAUACCAGAUCAUUGUGGGGCUGAAGGAUGGGGAGUAUCCAAUUGAAGAAGGGAAAUGGCUUGCAACAACAGCAUGGAACAAGUCAGGGUUAGCUGUCCGGCUCCAUCAAUUCAAUGUUGCAGAGAGAUGGAUGAAAAUGGGGUUGGAUUUGGCCAGACACUUGAAGGGCAUGGAGAAGUAUAGAGAGGGGAUGGAGGAGUAUUUUGCAAACUUUGAAAAGCUUUGUGGUGGUGGUGUAGUUGAUGGUAGUGGAGGUAACGAGGGGAAAGAGAGCAGCAGUGGAUCUCAACCAGUCUUGGUAUAGACAUUGUCAAGAUUUUGUUAAAAAGGAAAGAAGAUACGGUCACCAAGUUGAUUCAAAAUUACAUGCAUGCAAUGUCUUCGUAUUUUCUUCCAUGACAGGUAAAGGAAUAAGAAGUUGGUAAAGAUUUACAGGCACUGAUAUGAAAGAGGAGUAACGUUUGUCCAUCAAAAAGGAAAUAGUAGCAUUUGAAGAUGGAUUUGUAAAUAAAAAUUCAAAGCAUCCCGUGUCAGGACUCAGGCUGGGAAAAAAUAGAUGUCUUUUAGUGUGUGCAAAGGUUCAAUGACCAGGACUGGAGACUGGAUUCCCUGCAGAAAAGUGUCCGUAUGCUAUUGUACCGGCAUUUUUUGUUAAAUCGAAUCGAACUAGUUUCU
Messenger RNA from Elaeis guineensis (African oil palm), 3485 nucleotides. Its product is annotated as TPR repeat-containing protein ZIP4. Lineage: Eukaryota; Viridiplantae; Streptophyta; Magnoliopsida; Arecales; Arecaceae. Gene Ontology annotation, molecular function: protein binding. Gene Ontology annotation, biological process: meiotic cell cycle; regulation of synaptonemal complex assembly. The record is from RefSeq and is a predicted model, not a curated record.